Molecule: messenger RNA, 762 nt
Organism: Serpula lacrymans var. lacrymans S7.9
Lineage: Eukaryota; Fungi; Basidiomycota; Agaricomycetes; Boletales; Serpulaceae
Exons: 2
Coding region: 107-715 (202 amino acids)
Source: RefSeq, a predicted model, not a curated record
GCCGCGUCGUCCCCUCUCUCCAACCUCUUUGCGAGACGUCAACCUCACACAGAACACCGAUACCGCCCCUCGAAAAUACCCCGCCCCUCCCACCGGACACGAGCUCAUGGCGCUCUUUCCUCCAGCACCGCCUGCCAGCUUUCCAGAAAUGAGACCAGGCCCGACAAGUGGCUACUUCCAGCGUCAGGAACGAGCCUUCUUCGCUCAGGCUGGGAAAGAGAUCGUCCGCGUCCGUGUCGAAAUCGACGUACCACACGAAGGCGAGGAUGGCUACGCAAAGGCGAAGAGCAGAGACUCAGUCCCGCCAAACGGUGUCCCUCGGUCGUGGCCACAGCUUCCUUCACAUCCUCAGCACCACUCAUCGCCAUCCCAGACGUCUGCCGCCCCACCACUGCCACAUCCACACGCGGGCUCUUCGAGACAGACUCGCGCUGUGCCGAUUCAGAUGCAGCAAACAUCGCUGUUCCCCAUGACACCUCACGGGCAAGCUGCCCAACCACCACCUAAUCUCCAUGCGCCCACCUCGCACCACACUAGCCUGGGUUUACAGACUCCACCUCAUGACAGCCAUUCCGGCGCGCCAGGAGCGAAAGUGGAGUUUCAGACCGCGGAGGAGUACCGGGAAGAAUCUGACGAAGCCUGGCGAAGACCUAUGCCUUACGCAGACCGCCGACGAGCAGGGAAGCAUACUAGGCGGGUUAUUGUCCGAAAUUGAUGCAGUUGUGAGACCGAAAUAUAUUCUGGUUCAAUCUGAAGAUUGAC